Messenger RNA from Aspergillus wentii DTO 134E9, 324 nucleotides. RefSeq lists its product as uncharacterized. The coding region runs from base 1 to 324 and encodes 107 amino acids. NCBI's taxonomy places the organism in Eukaryota, Fungi, Ascomycota, Eurotiomycetes, Eurotiales, Aspergillaceae. The record is from RefSeq and is a predicted model, not a curated record. The transcript has 2 exons.
AUGCGCUUCUCUCACAUCUUCUCCCUCGUCAGCAUCAUCGCCAUUGCCCAUGCGGCUGGUGACGAUGACACCCUCGCCAAACGAGCCUGCUCCCUGACCCCCUGCAAAGCCACCGGCAAGACAUCCUGCGUGGGCUCUGUCUACUCGGACGGAACCUGCAUCAACCUCAGAUCCAGCAACGGAAAGCCAUUUGUCUCUGGAUGGACUGCCCCGGGAUGUAGCUGCAAGAUAUACUCCAAGCUAGACUGUGAGGGAGACGAGAUUACGGUUAACAGUAGCGGGUAUGGAAAGUUUCCUUUUGAUGCUAUUAGUAUGGAGUGUUGA